Molecule: messenger RNA, 1462 nt
Organism: Caenorhabditis angaria
Lineage: Eukaryota; Metazoa; Nematoda; Chromadorea; Rhabditida; Rhabditidae
Source: the annotation of a GenBank genome assembly
AUGGGAAAGCGGGGAGCUCGAUAUGAAGAGGAUGGAACUUCAGGAUCAGGUGGAGUCCGAGAUAAAAAUAAGUUGGGCUCAUUUGAGAUAUAAAAUUACAACAAUUAGUACACUCCUCGGAGGAUAAACCAAGUUGUUCAUGAAAACGGUGAAACAACGUGUAAAAUGGCUUGGGAAAAUGAAAAAAAAUGGAAAAAUGCAAGUUUUAUCUCAAGAAAAGUGGAAGUGUCGAAAACUCGCGGGGUAGAUCAUGACAAUGAUCAAAUUCAGAGGUCUAGGCUGGAAAAAAAACCUGGGGGUACCAAAAAAAUCAUAAAAUGAUUUUUGGUACGCUCAGCACUUUUUGGUAUACCAUUUUUUAAAAAUCGGGCCGUGGGGCCGCUGGGGCCGAAUUCAUAAGGGCUGUACCAAAAAUUACUGAAGAAAAACUUGGGGCGUACCAAAAAUCACCUUUUUGGUACGCCCAAUCUUCUUCAAUGAAGUUUUCAGGCCGUGGGGCCACAGGGGCCAAAUUCAGAAGGAGUGUACCAAAAAUGACAGAAGAAAAACCUUGAGCCGUACCGAAAAUCACCUUUUUGGUACCCCUGCAGCCUUCUUCAUUGAUUUUUUCGGGCCUGGGGCCGCUGGGGCCGAAUUCCCAAGGAGUAUACCAAAAAUUAGUGAAGAAAAGCCUGGGCAUACCAAAAAUCCACUUUUUUAGUACGCCAAAAAUCUUCUUCGUCAAUUUUUCCGGGCCGUGGGACCUCUGGGGCCGAAUUCCUAAGGAGUGUACUAACAAAUGACUGAAGAAAAACCUAGGCGUACCAAAAAUCACUGAACAUUUUUCUGGUACGCCGUUUCUUUUGUGAAUUCGACCCCUGAUGAUACCACGCCCAUGGUGAGGCAUAUGCACGGCGCCAAUUUGAGAUUUUCUUGAAAAACAGCAAAUUUUUGCUUGUUUUUCCGUUAAAAAGUGGUAUUUUUCAGUCGAAAAGGUUGUUUUCACCUCGCCAAAAAAUUUCAAAACCCAUACCGCCAAUUUUCAAAGUUAAUUUGCACGAAGGGGGGCGUGGUAUGCCCCUGAUCUUGCUUCUCAACAAAGUUCAGCAUGAUCAACAACAUCAGCAGCAAAACAUCGCAGAAAACUCAAAAGUGUAUGAAGAACGCGACGAACACAAUCGCAAAAGACGAGUGAGAGGGAGAGAACAGGGCGAAUAAUCGGAACCCGAAUCAAACCAACACAAAAAAUGCAGCGGCGGCGGUGAAGAACGAGGAGAAGAAGAAGAAGGAGAAGAUUGUUGAGAAAGAGGAAAGACGAGUGCGUCGAGACAUGAGAGACAUUAGACGAACAGACAAGAUCGGUCGUGUCAACAAUGUGCCUUUCGAAUUGCAAAACCAACGAAGGAAGGAAGGAUGGAUGGAUGGAGAAAAAGAAGGGAGGAAUGAGAUGAAUAAGAUGACUAUGACUAUGACUAUGAAUUAA